Fusarium oxysporum Fo47 is the source of this 3570-nucleotide messenger RNA. Its product is annotated as glycosyl hydrolase family 3 N terminal domain-containing protein. The transcript has 4 exons. Gene Ontology annotation, biological process: glucan catabolic process. Gene Ontology annotation, molecular function: beta-glucosidase activity. The record is from RefSeq and is a predicted model, not a curated record. NCBI's taxonomy places the organism in Eukaryota, Fungi, Ascomycota, Sordariomycetes, Hypocreales, Nectriaceae. The coding region runs from base 1 to 3570 and encodes 1189 amino acids.
AUGUCCAGCAGUCCUGAGGUAACGGCUGAAAAGAAGGCCGAGAUAGAGCUAUCAAUGCAGUUUUGGAGCGUGGCUGUAAAGCGUCUUGGCUAUGCAUCGGCUCAGAACACCGUGCAGGCUGUUCAGUGUUUAUGCCUGGCGGGGAUAUGGUACAUGCAUCGUCUAGAGCCCCUCGAAGCCUGGAAGCACUUCAAUCUAGCCGGUGCAGCCUGGCAUACCCUCAGCUUAACACACAGGGAACUGGCUGGCCAUACUGAAGACCAAGGAUGCUCCAACGAGUUCACCCUCAUGCAAGCUCUGUGCUUCACCAUCUGGAAGUCCGAAUGUGAGCUAAGACUAGAACUCCCGCUGCCGACUCCACCGAUCCUCGACAACGCAUAUCUGCCCCUCGCGUUUCCCCAACCUCCAGAUUUCGGAUCACAUCCUGACGCGAGUGAUAAGGAGCGGAGUUGGUACUACUACCUUAGCGAAAUUGCCGCGCGACACGUUAUAAAUCGCCUUGUGCAGAUGAACUCGGAAGCGCCCGAGUUUCCAAACGAGAAGCACGUGCGCCGGAUGAUUUCUCAGGCUGAAUUGAUGCAGUCACAGAUAUCAGACUGGCACUCAUCACUCCCGCCAAUCUUCCACUUCGACACUCCUCAAGGGUACACGGCGGACGCUGUUGCCGACCCCAUGGUCUUUAUUCUGCGGCAUAGAUACAUAUCCCUCUGUGAGUUAGUUUCACGACCUUUCGUCAGACUCUGCGUGGACCAGUUGGCGGACGAGAUGGAUGCUUCGCUACAUGGCAUAAUCACCUCGUACGCAUCGCAAUGUGUACGGUUCUGCAUCUUAAAACUUGAUCAAGUCGCGGGGCAUCGACAUCAGGGGACUUGGUACGGUAUCCGAGUGGCGACAAGCGCCGCGCUGAUCUUGGCAGCAGUUGACAGGGUACAGCGCCAGGCAAAAGAGGAUGAGGCUUUUCGCCUUGUGCAGAGUGUGACGCUGCCUGAGACUUGGAAGGAUGCGGUUGCGCGGGGUGCAGCCGAUUUUGACGUUGAACAUGUCAUCCAAAACGCAUCUGUCUCUGACAAGAUAUCUCUACUCUCCGGCCGAGACUUUUGGCACACGAAUCCUCUCCCAGCAUUCAACGUUCCAUCCGUGCGUGUCAGCGACGGACCAAAUGGCGUGCGAGGAACCAAAUUCGUCGACGGCGUACCAGCAGCAUGCUUGCCCUGCGGUACCGGUCUAGCAGCCACCUGGGACCAGGAUCUACUAUACAAGGCAGGCGUGCUGAUAGGCAACGAGUGUAUAGCGAAAGGCGCCCACUCCUGGCUCGGUCCUACAGUGUGUAUCCAGCGCUCUCCCCUCGGUGGCCGUGGCUUCGAGUCAAUGGCAGAGGACCCUUAUGCAACAGGCAAACUAGCUGCUGCCUACAUCAAAGGCGUGCAGUCCACGGGCGUCGUGUCGAUUAUCAAGCACUGGCUUGCGAAUGAUCAAGAGCACGAAAGAGUUGGCGUCAACGUGGUUGCCAGUGAGCGCGCGUUGAGGGAGGUUCAUAUGCUUCCUUUCCAGAUUGCGCUUAGUGAUGCGGCGCCUGGUGGUGUUAUGGCUUGCUACAAUAAAGUCAAUGGCAAACAUGUUUCGGAAAACAGGGACUUUCUUGACUCUUUGCUCCGCGAAGAGUGGCAGUGGAAGGGUCUGAUCAUGAGCGAUUGGUGCGCAGCAAACCCGCCUCCUCCCAAACUAGAGCCGAUACUGACGUUUACUUCUUGCUCCAGGUUCGGGACCUAUUCUACUACCGAAGCCAUCAAUGCAGGACUGGAUCUCGAAAUGCCAGGUCCAACGAGGCAACGCGGCCAGCUUCUCGACCUUGCCGUGUCAACCCGAAAGGUAUCCCGAUCAACCAUAGAUGCUCGAGCGCGAAACGUCCUCGAGUUCGUCCAAAGAUGCACAAAGGUUCCCGUUGCGGCGGAAGAAGGAGGACGCGACUAUCCCGAAGACAGGCAGCUCAACCGAAAGCUCGCCGGUGACAGCGUUGUCUUGUUGAAGAAUGAGAAUAACCAACUUCCCCUCAAGCGACCUUUCAAAAGCAUUGCUCUGAUCGGACCGAACAUGAAGACCACUUCGUUCUGUGGAGGCGGCUCUGCGCAUCUUCGGCCGUACUACACUGUUUCUCCCUACGAAGGGAUCGUGGCCCAACUACCGCCUGAUGUCGAGGUACGAUACGAAGUCGGCGCUUCAGCAAGUGGAUGGAAUCCUCUCAUGCAGGGCGAAAUGAUGACUACGCCGGAGGGAUCGCCGGGUAUGCGAAUGCGUUUCUACAGUCAGGGCCCCAGUGUACCCGGCCGCGAGAUCAUCGACGAGAGCCAUCUGCCUGAUUCUUCCUGGCUACUUAUGGGCUACUCGCAUCCGAAGCUAGACAAGCUCUUCUACGCAACUGUGGAAGGCGAUCUCGUCAUUCAAGAAACAGGGCUGUUUGAGUUUGGGCUCGCAGUCUAUGGCUCUGCGCGACUCUAUGUUGACGGUCAGCUCCUGAUCGAUAAUAAUCUUGUCCAGCGAGGUGGGACAUUUUUCUUCGGCAAAGGAACUGUCGAGGAAAAGGCUCAAAAGCGUCUUGUCCAGGGUCAGAAGUACCGCAUCACCGUCGAGUAUGAGAGCGCACCAUCUUCCAAGCUCGUCAAGCCAGGCGUGGUCAACUUUGGCGGCGGAGCGGGAAGAGUUGGUCUAGCGAGUGCAAUUGACCCUGAAAUCGGCAUCCAGAACGCCGUCUCAGCAGCGCUGCAGUCAGAUGUGACCAUCUUGUGUGUUGGGAUGACGAGAGAUCAAGAAUCUGAGGGCUUUGACAGGCCCCACAUGGAUCUUCCUGGAUCGCUUCCUCGACUUGCAUCAGCCGUGUUGGCAGCUGUUCCAGACGCCAUCGUGGUGACGCAGAGCGGCACUCCUUUCAACAUGCUCUGGGCUGAAAGUGCCAAGACUCAUGUACAUGCUUGGUUAGCUGGAAACGAGACUGGAAAUGGUAUUGCUGAUGUUUUGUUUGGCGCAACCUGCCCCAGUGGAAAACUCCCGCUUUCCUUUCCACGCCGCUUACAAGACACGCCCACGUUUUUGAACUUUGGUAGCGACAGGGGACGUGUUAUCUAUGGUGAGGAUAUUUAUGUCGGGUAUCGGUACUACGAAAAGGUCGAUCGAGACGUACUAUAUCCUUUUGGCCACGGUCUAUCUUAUACCACAUUUACCUACGACAAGCUGAACCUCGCAUCCUCACACGUGAGCUUCGAGAUCACCAACUCUGGUUCCGUGCCUGGAGCUGAAGUAUCUCAGCUUUACAUCGCUGCUGACGAGGCAACGUCUUCAAUACAGAGACCUAAAAAGGAGUUGAAGGGUUUCAAGAAAACAUACCUUCAGCCUGGUGAGACUCGGAGGGUAGAAAUUCCCCUGGAUAGAUUCACUACAUCAUUUUGGGAUGAGGAACUACACUGUUGGUCGAGCGAGAGAGGUGUGUAUAGAGUAUUGGUAGGAUCGAGUAGUAAGGAGGUUCUGCUUGAGGGGAAUUUGCAUGUGGAGGAAACCACUAGAUGGAGUGGACUUUGA